AUGUCUCUGCGACAGCCUCUUAACCAAUUACUUAGAGGAGUCGUCAUGGUUCCUUCUAGGAACCUUAUCUCAAAAACACCACCUGCUAAAAUGACUCUAAGUCUCCGAAGUGCCCUCAUCGACGACGCCGACCCUCACUUUAGGACUAGGCUCCACGAUUCGACUUAUGAGGCUAGAGAAAUUCUCAAGAAGUCCCCCGAUUUCUCGAUGACCGACUCAAUCGUUGUGCCCAAAGAAACUGAUGUAUCGCCACUAGCUCACAUCCCACAAGAGCAACUCAAAACCCGUACUGUGCGUAUUUACUUACCUAGCAAGGCUGCAACGCAAUCUGGCACCUUUGGAUCAAACAAGUGGCGUAUUGAAGUUGACAACCAGCAGCGCUGGGAAAAUCCCCUAAUGGGUUGGGCUAGCACCGGCGACCCACUCUCUAAUUUCUCGAUGGACUUCCCCAGUGUUGAGUCGGCUAUAGAGUAUUGCAAGAGCCAAGGAUGGUCAUACGUAGUGGAAGAGCCUCACAAGACGACUAUUAAGCCAAAAAGCUAUGCUUCAAAUUUCUCGUGGGAUAAACGUACCCGCCGUUCCUGCAAGUAG
Messenger RNA from Mesocestoides corti, 591 nucleotides. The record is from the annotation of a GenBank genome assembly. NCBI's taxonomy places the organism in Eukaryota, Metazoa, Platyhelminthes, Cestoda, Cyclophyllidea, Mesocestoididae.